CAUUCAUUGACACUUUAUUUUUAUAAAGUGAAAAAAUGUUUGAAUUGUUUGAGUUUGAAAAUUUUUAAUAGAUAUUUGCAUUAUUAUGAAAUAUAUAUUGUAUAUUGCGUUAAUAAAUUGAUAUAUCAACUAUAAAAUUCAAUCAGCGUAAAGAAAUGUGAGUCCAAAUUAGUUAAGUAUCUACCUACGGAAUUCCAGCUAAUUCAAAGAAUUAUUAAUUUAUCCUCUUCCACAAAUGAGGACGAAGAACUUUUUAUUAACAAUAUGUGUAAUUAUAUCUCUGAGCUUAAUUUUCGUUAUAUUCGGUCAAGACAAACCGGAAAGCAUUCAUGAUAUUGUCUCUACAACAAAUGAACAAAUAAGAAAUUUUAAGGUGAACUUAAGAGAUGCUGAAACAAAGACUUUAAACGCAGAUGAGAAGUACUUAAAUGUUUUGGGCUUUACAGAGGAGCCCAGACUGUACCCAAAAGAUGUAUGGAAAAAUACAUCAUUGCCAGUGGUUGUUACUUAUGUUAGAGAUGGUCAAGAGAGUCAAGCCGUUGGAUUCAUAAUCAAUAUGGCAAAAAUGCUACCAAAUAAUACAAUUCUAAUUUAUAAUUUAGGUUUAGAUGAUCGAGGAUUUAAAUUGCUCACAAAUUUUUGCAACAAUUCAAGAUGUCAAGUCAUCAACUUCGAUUUAGAUCAGUUUCCGCCACACGUGUUUGUAGAAUAUCUUCACGCAUUUCGACCGCUGAUUAUUCAGGACGCACUUCAACACACAGGCGCAAUAUUCUUCCUAGAGUCGAAUUAUAGACUGUCUCAAAAUGUGAUACCAAGGCUGUUCGAAGAACGGGCGUUAAAGUCUGGAAUUCUCGCGUGGCCGUUCAAUUUGAAGAACCCGGUGUCGAGUUUGACACACAAAAAGAUGUUUGAGUAUUUUCUCACCGACGCCGAUAGUUUUCUUUUUCUUGAAAUGGUAAAAGUGGAAGCACUGUUGAUCGUCAACACAGAGACCAUACACAAAAACGUGAUGCUACCGUGGGUACAAUGCGCUCUAACGCAAGAUUGCAUCAUCCCGAUUGGAGCCCAAUCGGUGGGCUGCAAAUUCGACAAGAAACCGCAAUACAGGUAUUCGGGCUGUCACAGCUACGACACGUCGGCUUUAAAUAUAGUUUUAGGACUGUUAUUCAAACAGGACAGCGGAAAUUUUCUAUGGAAAAUGAAAUGGAUCCCGAUGGGAAAAACACAUUAAAAUACGAUAAUGAAGAUAUUCUUGAAUCCAAGCUUAAGAGAAGGAGUAUCCGCCUUCAAAAUUUACAAAACUCUGAAGUACCAGAAUCGUCACCAAAGUUACCAAGUACCAAUGAUUUAAAACACAAUAAUUCAAAUGGGCUGGAAUUAUAUAAUAAAGAAUAUGAUGAAAAUACAGCCCUCAGCUCGGGCAGUGAUAAUAUCGAGCAGUCAAGAGAAUCAUUGAAAUCACCCGAUCAAUUGUUACCUUUGAGAAUAAAUAAAAACGCAAAUGACAGAAAAUACUUCAAAAGUAACAAAAACGCAAACGCAAAUUCAUCCGCAGACGAUACCCAAACCGAGAAUGUCUCAAAAGCGUAUAAAAUUAUAUCGAAACCUACACCUGCGAACCAAAGCUCCGAUUUAAUAAGCGCAGUACCAUCAAAGUUUCCUUUAAAAACUUACAUUAAUCCGAGGAGACUUGCAGAGAAAAAACAACGUAUCGAAAGCUUUGCUUUACCUGAUAACCCUUUGACCUGCCCGAUCGCUGAUAUAACAUUACCGGAAAUUGACAAAGUCUUAGACACCGAAACAUUAGACGCCAGAGAAAUCACAAUUCAAGAAUUGCAAUUCGUUGACGAACCUUGGUGCAUCAUCGACUUGGAAACGCAUUUUUCCAGCAUAAACGAUAUCAGAAUAAAAGUCGAACCCCAGAAGCACCUCAACCUUCGCUCUCCCACAAAAUGUAAUGUUCCUAAAGAAUCUACACCUCAAACGGAAGUUAAUAAACCAGUAAGAAGAGUAUUGGAUGUCGAAAAGGAAUCCAAUGAGAAGCAGAUCAAAAAGUUGCCUUCCGGUAAAGGUAAAAACGAAAGAAUCAUCGCUAAUCAUAGUUUGACCUUGGAAGAACACGAAGUUGAAAUAUUUAAUUACUGUACUGUUCAAAAUGCGUCUGAUUCGACCAGCAUUAAAACCAACAGGCUCUCUAGAAAUUCACAGAACGAGGAUCCUAAAAUUUGCGAAAAAUCUAAUUUAAGAUCGUCCAAUAGCUGUAAAGAAGAAAUUAGCAAGAAACAAAGCUUAGAAAAUUCUCGAAAUAAAAAUUCAGAAUAUUCGAGUGAUUUAGAAAAGACAGCAGUUGAUUUUGAUGUUCCCACGAAAAAUCUAAGUUCUAAUUCUUGUGCAGAUUUAGAUAAUGAUUUAAAAAAAUGUAGUGAGUCCGAAAAAUUGAAAAAAUCUAAUAGUCAAUCGGGUACUAUUGAAGUUGACUUCGAUGUUCCCACUAGAACUCUAAGAUCUAAUUCCUGUACAGAUUUAGAUGAUUUUGAAAAGUGUAGCAAGCCUGAAAAAUUGAAAAAAUCCAGUAGUCAAUUGGGAAUAAUUGAAGUAGACUUCGACAUUCCCGCAAGAACUCUAAGAUCUAAUUCCUGUACAGAUUUAGACGAUUUUGAAAAGUGUAGCAAGCCUGAAAAAUUGAAAAAAUCUAAUAGUCAAUUGGGAUUAGUUCAAGUAGACUUCGACAUUCCCGCAAGAACUCUAAGAUCUAAUUCCUGUACAGAUUUAGAUGAUUUUGAAAAGAGUAGCAAGCCUGAAAAAUUAAAAAAAUCUAAUAAACAAUCGGAAGAUAUUGAAGUUCCCAAGAUAAUUCUAAAAUCUAAUUCGUGUACAGAUUUAUCUGAAUUUGAUAAAUAUAGAAAACCAGAAAAAAUAAAAAAAUUCAAUAGUCAAAUAAAACUGGACGAUAAUGUUAAUAAAAACGUUAAUAAACGCAUUGAUAAAAUAAUGAAGCUGGUUUCUGAUGAAUGUUCAAAAAUAGACGACAAUGUUAAACGUAUUGAUAAAAUUAAUUCAGUUGCUGUUGAGAAAAGAAAACCCAAAGGCAAUUCUAAGCAACUAAAAGUAACGUUAUAUCAGUUACCUGUAAAAUCGAAACCAAACCAACAAACUGAUAUUUCUAGUAGCGCUAAGACUCAAAUUUCAAAUAAAAAACCGAUAAAUUUACCAGACCAAAACAAAAACAUCGCUUCUUGUGGAAUGAUUUUAGAGCUAGUCGAUAUUCAAAAAGUUUACACUGAUGAUCAUGAUUCUCGUUUAGAAUCUACUUGUGAAUUAUCUCGAGACACUCUAAUUCUAGAUGAUACAUCUAAAACGGAUGUAACUGAAGAUGAAACGAGCAUUUUAUAUGACAAUUUUAGCUUCAAAAGAAAAUCUAAAAGUGCGGCCAAUGCAAAACUAACGGAAUACUUUCAAAAACCCCAUCUUCCGAAAGCGACUCACACCAUCGAUUUUUCUCCUAUUGGCAAGCAGUUGUCCGAGAAUGUGGUCAUGAAACUGUUCGAAGUUAAUGAUAUUUCAUCACCUAAUAGCACCAGCACGCCUAAUAAUAAAUCCAGAGACAGGUCGCGAAAAAUUAGCAAACUAGACAGUGAUCUAGAUAAAUCUAUUGGUGAUCGAACAGAAGAAGAUGCAGAUAAACAGCAAAACUGUACAAAAGAGAAAAAUAUAGACAAUCGAAUCGGUGAGAGUAAUAAGCGAAAAAGGGGUAGACCAAGAAAAAUAAAUAAGGAGAAUAGUGUAUUAAAUGUUGAAGCAACAGAUCUACCAAUAUCGGCUGAUAGUAGCAUUGAAGACCAGAAGGAUAAUCUAGCAAAACACGUAAAUAAAGAAAAUAAAACAAAAUCAGAAAACGAUACAAGUACAUCUAUAGUUAAAGAAAAUAAUAGAUUGUUGAGAAGCAGACCAACAAAAUUAAAACAGUCUAAAAAUGAAAUUAAAGCGGCAGAAAUUGAUCUAGUAGAGCUUAACGACAAUAAAGGACAGAAAAGUAUUUCGAUUAAAGCUACUAAUGAAGAUAAUAAAAAAAUACAAUCUACUCAAACAGAAAAAAAUAGAAAUGCAUCCAAAACAGGCGAUCGCUCUUUCAAAACCUUGGAAACAUCCAAAAAACAAAGUGUGAAAGAUUCAGUAAACGAUAUAGACGUAGAUCCAAUUAAAAAUGGCGAAAAAACUCUCUUAGAAUUUAAAACUAAUUCGCAAAACGUUAAAAACCUUUUAGAUUCUACAAAGAAAGAUACAGUAUUGAAACAAAAUCGACCACCAUUAAAUAAAACUAAAAGAUUAUCGAAAAUAAACGGACAAAUGACACAUUUAAUUUCUGAAACCUCCAAACUCACUGAUACCGUUGAAACUAAUUCAAUACAAGUAUCAGAAAAUUUGAAUAGUAACAAAGAUAUUUCCCAGAAAAGAACAAGGAUUAAAACGAAUAUAGGAGACAGAAAUAAUGAUGACGUCUACCGGAAAAGCACUAGAAUUAAAACAAGUUUAGAAGAACCAAUGAACGAAUCAAAUUUUGAAAUCUCCACGCCUACCAAAAUUGUUGAAAUAAAUUCAAUGCAAUUAUCAAAGGAUCUGAAUACUAACAAAGAUAUUUCCCAGAAGACAGCUAGAAGAAAAACGAAUAUAGAAGACAGAAUUAAUGAUGACGUGCGCCAGAAGAAAACUAGAACUAAAACAAAUUUAGAAGAACCAGUGAACGAUUCAAAUUUGAAAACUGCUUUAUUAUCAGAAAUCUCCACGCCCACCAAACUUGUUGGAAUGAAUUCAUUGCGAGCAUCGGAGGAUCUGAAUACUGAAGAAGAUAUGUCCCAGAAGAGAACUAGAAGUAAAACAAAUAUAGAAGACAGAAUUACUGAUGACGUCUGCCAGAAAAGAACUAGAAAUAAAACAAGCUUAGAAGAACUGGUAAUCGAUACAAGUUUCCAAAACGUUUCACCGAAAAAAACCAGGAGCAAACAAAGAAUAAACGGCAUCAAAGAAGAUUUAAUCAGUGCAACUGUGAUUGAAUCAAACUCCUUGAAAGGUUUGAAAAACAAAGUCGUUGAAAAAGAUUCGCCAAAAACUUCAGAUGAAAUCGAUUUAGAAGACAUACCACUUCAAUCGAGGAUAGAAUGUAUUUUUAAAAAAAAAUCCAAAAGUAAAAUAUCAAUAGAACGAAAUAAUGACAAUAAUAAAUCAACAAAUGUUAUAACAGAGGCAGAAAUAGAAUACUCGAGACUUACCAGAAGCAAAAGGAGCAUUGAUAGAAGAUUGUCAAGAUCUGAUAGCGAAAUUAUGAGCAUUGGAGAUAUAUCCUCUAGACUUACAAGAAGUAAAAGCAGCCUAAGCAUGACAAUUGAAGUCGACGGCAAUACCGAAGAUUCUUUUUCAAAAAUUAGUGAAAGAAAACGCAGCAUAACUAAGGGAGAUACUUCUGAUUUAGAAAUUGAGAAUGAUAAAGAGGAUACGAUUAAUUUACAAGGCAAUAUUGAUAGCAACAGUUCUGAAAUUCAAGUCAACUUGAAAAAUAAAUUAGAUAAAGAUGGAGCUAAAAUUUCAAACAAAGAAAAGAAUGAUAAAAAAGAAAAAGUACUGGCAUCUAGAAUUAAAAGAAGUAGAAGUUUAGACAAAAGAACAAAUAAAAAUGAUAGUAACAAUUUUAAUGAUGAUAAUAUUAAUUCUUCAAGGAAGAAUAGCUUGACCAAUGUAAAAACUCAGAAUGUAGCAAAUAAAACAAACGAACUGGUAGAUGACGAUAGUUUUAACAAUAAAAACAUUCUAAAUGAGGAAAAAGAACUGGAAGAAAUCUUAGAUACAAACAUGGUUAAAGAAAAUGAUACCUCAGUAAGAAAUGAAAGUAUAGAAAAUUCUUCUGGAUCUGCGAAAAACUUAGAUACAAAGGGUAACAAUUUAAAUAAGAAAAAUCUUUUUCCUACAAAACUAGAUAUUCUAGAAAAAACUAUUGUUGUAAAUAAACUAGAAGAGAAAUUAGAUAAAGAUGAAGCUGAAAGCAAUUCAGAUAAUAUUAAAAUAAUUUCUUCAGAUACUGAAGAGAAUGAUGCCAGAGAAAAAUAUAAUAAAAGAGAAAAAACAAUGCCUUCUAGAAUUGAAAGAAGUAGAAGUUUAAGCAAAAGAACAAAUAAAAAUGAUAGCAACAAUAUUAUUAAUUAUAAUAUAGAUUCUUCGAGUAUUCUACUGAGGAAGAAUAGCGUAAAAUCUCAAAAUAAAGACAUUCUAGAUGAGGAACGUGAACUGGAAGAAAUCUUACGUACAAGUAUCAAAAGCAUACAACAUUCUGCUAGUACCGAGAAAAAAUAUGAUAAUAAAAAUGCACCUUCAAGAAUUGCUAAUAAAGACAGAUUAGAUAAAAUUAAAAAAUACACUGAUGAUAUUAUCGAUUCUUUACAAAGUUCAACAAGAAGAAGUAGCUUAUCAGAUGAUGAACCUUUUAAUCUAGAAUUAAGAGACAGUCCAUGCUUGGAAACAGAAGCAAUAUCCAACGAUGAUGUACAAGAAGGAAACUCUACAAGUUCAGUUGAAAGAAAAUCUUUAACAACAAUUGUUGAAAAUUUAGAUAAUUUGGUGACAUCUAAAAAACGUACAUACAGAACUAGGUCCCAUAAUAAAGAUUUUGCAGAAAAUAAUUAUACAAAUAUAUAUGGAUCCAAAAUAGAUGCAUCAGAGAACAUUGAAGAAACUAAUUUAAUCAAAGAGUGCAAAAACAGUAUAACCAAAACUAAUGAUGAAGAUGCAACAAUCACAAAUGAAACCAUUGUACAUCAAAUUCAAAGUACAGAGCAUACUGUUGCAGAUGCAUCAAUGGAUAAUUUGAUGACUUCUAAAAAACGUACAUACAGAACUAGAUCCCAUAAUAAAGAUUUUGCUGAAAAUAGAAAUGUUGAAGUAGAAGAAGAAAAUCCUUUUGGAUCCAAAACAGAUUUAUCAGUGAAAGAACAUUCAGAGAGCAUUGAAGAAACUGCUUUAAUCGAAGAGCGCAAUAACAGUAUAAUUAAUGAUGAAGAUGCAGUAAUGGAAGAUCAAAUUCAAACUUCGCUAAUAAAACCGGAAAUAAAUGACAGUGUAGAGGAUACUAUUUUAAAAGCGAGAAGAUCGCAUAGAAGAAUUGAUUCUAAAUCAGUAUUGGAAGAUUGUAAAGAAACUGAAUCAAAAAUAGACGACAAUGAUACAUCUACAGCGGAUGUAAUAAAAAUUGGGUCAAUUUUGGAUGAAAAAUCGGAAGUUAUCGCUACUGACGUUGACAUUAAAAGAGCUAGAAGAAGACCUAGAAGUAAAAGUGUCGCGCCUGCAUACAGGUAUUCCGAAAACCGAGAUGACCUCCAAAACUCAACAAACAGAAGGUCGGAUGAAACUAGAACUAACUAUCAAGAUAGAAGAAGAAGUAACAGCGUCGGUCCGAGAAAUAAUAUAUUGAAGAAAAUGUUAAACGAUUAUAAGAAGUAUGCCAUACCCAAUAUUGCUAAACCGAAAUUAGGAGAAAUGGGUUGGGCUCAAAUCGGAAAUUACCCAUACUGGCCAUGUGUAAUCACGAACGAACCUACUUCUAAAAUUUUUACCAAAUCGGUAUUAAAGAAGUAUUCUCCAAUCAUAUUCUACCAUGUUCGAUUUUUUGGCGAUAGAGGAAGAAGAGCUUGGAUAAACAGAAAAAAGAUUAUGAAAUUUACUGAUAGGAAUGAUCUGAAGAGAAUUCUUGACAGUUUAAAAGAGUUUAAACCUUCGUCCGAGUUACACGCUUUUAUCGUCAGAAAACCCUUUAUGAGUAAAUGGAUAACUGCGGUGGAAGAAGUGGAGCAUGUCAAAUCUCAAAAGUUCAAUUUGAAACAAAUCAUUAAAUUCAUGGAAACUGUAAGCGUACAAUCUCAAGAGGCGCAAGAAGAAGAACAAUCGGAAACGAAUGUAUCGACCAAAUCCAAGGAAACGCAGAAAAGGAAAAUUAAAGAUCAAGAUGAUUCUACAAUAAGCGAACCUCCAGAAAAAGAUUCAAGUACAGAAGAUGUCCACGCAAAGAAAAAAAUUAAAUUAAGUAUUAAAUCGUCGCCCAGUACAUCGCAGAAAGAAAAAUCGCCGAAGAAGAAAAUUUCGAAAGCAGUUGAAGACGAACAACCCGCCGAACCAGCUGUUAAUGAAGACCCAAUCGUACUAGAACCCGUUAAAAUCGAAGAAGUUGUAAUAAAAGACGAAAUAUCCGAUAUCGAAUACAAAGUCAGCAUCGAUAGCAUCCAACAUUUCGGUUAUUAUUCUUUAGACGACCAGAGGUCGCUGUAUAAGAGAAACAAUCUAUUCAAAGGCGUACCCAAGGACAAGGUUUGUCAGUUUUGUUUCAAUUUCGGAGAUUUGUACAGGUGCAAGGGCGGCUGUCAGGGUACUUACCAUCUGAAGUGCUCGGUGCAAGUUUUGAUCGAGAAGGUGCCCAAGAGGAGGAAAUUAAUAAGUCCGAAAAUCGAAACCAGCCCUUCAGAGGGCAAGAAGGUUGAAAAACUGGAAAACAAUUCAGGUAACCAAUCGGAAGUGGACGAAAAUCACGUUCAAAUCAUUACGGUGCCGUCGAGCGUUUGCGCUACGCCUCCGGGAAAAACGUUUCCGCCGGACGUUAUGAAUAUGACGUUGGCGGAGAGGAUCGAUUUCAAAAUGAAAGAAAUCAUGAAAAAAUUCGAAUCGAAGGCCUAUUUGGAGAUGCUCAACGAAUCGACGUCCGACGAGAAACCGAUCAAAUCGCCGGCGUCGAGGAGCAAAAGUUUUUCAAUGUGUCAAGAUCUGUUCUCCGUGGGCAAUCAAAAAUCUGCCAAACGAUCCAUUAUUUUCAACAAAGAAUUGGACGCUAUGGCGAAAAUAAAUCAACGCUCGCCCAUUUCUGCCAAACAAAUCGAGGAGAGUUUGGAAAUGAUACUGAAACCGCCUUCAACCAAACACGUCACGGCCGAUUCUCCAGGCGAAUCAACGAAAUCAUCUGGUCAAGCGAUAAAGGAAGAAGACGAUCAAAGACACGACCACAUGGUAGCAAACACUGAAUACUCAAAUAGCGAAUCGAUUGCCAAAGAUAAAAGUAAAAAGCCGAACAGGACGAGGAAAUCUUUAAUGAAACACGUAACAGCCGAUUUUCCGUCUCCUCCAGAUAAAACGGGCGUGGGCACGAGCAUUCCUCUGGAAGUGAAAAAACCGAACGGAGCGAGGAAGUCGCUACUAAAACACGUAACCGCAGACGCAGAUAGCAUAGAAACCAUCGAUUCCGAAAGCUUGAGGAGCACUUCCAGCAGACAGAGUAAACAAUCUGAGAUAUCUGAGCAAGUGGAGCUGGCCUACAAAAAUAUUAAUCCCAAUCCGAAACACUUCAAGUGCGGAUUCUGUGUGGAAGAUAUCGAUCCUUAUUGUUUCAUUUGCCACGACAGCGUGUCUAGAAGCGGUUCCAAUAUUCGACAGAAGUGUUCGUUGUAUCAGUGUUCGAGGUUCUACCAUCCGGAAUGUUUGAAGUUGUGGCCGCAGACGCAGUGGUCCUUGAUACAAACUACCAAAAACAGGUUUUCGCAAGAGGAAGUCGACAGCUUCGUGUGUCCGCAACACGUUUGUCACACGUGCGCUUCCGAUGAUCCGCGUGCCGCCAUCUCUCGGUGUUCCGGCGAUAAAAUCGUGAAGUGUUUGAGUUGCCCGGCCAGUUAUCAUUCGACCAAUCUGUGCGUACCGGCCGGUGCCGAUAUAAUCACGUCGACGCAGAUUGUUUGUCCGAGACACAGAAACAAGAACGGCAAAAAUCUGACCAUCAAUACCACAUGGUGUUUCAUUUGCAACGAGGGAGGUAAUCUCAUUUGUUGCGAAAUUUGUCCGACCAGCGUCCAUCCGGAAUGUAUGACUGUCAAUCUAACAGAUGAUGAUAAAUUUAUUUGCGAAGACUGCGAAUCCGGACGACUGCCGCUCUACGACGAAAUCGUCUGGGUCAAAGUGGGGCAUUUCAAAUGGUGGCCGGGUCUCAUUUUGUUUCCUAACGAGGUACCGCCUAAUGUGUUCAACGCCAAACACACGCCUGGGGAAUUCGUAGUAAAAUUCUUCGGCACUUACGAUCACUUUUGGGUCAACAGAGGUAGGUCGUUUCUGUUUCAAGAAGGCGACACCAUAGAUACGGGUUCGAAUAUGAAAAAUAAAGUGGAAACGAUUUUCAAAAAAGCCGUCGAAGAGGCCGUCGUCGCACACAAAAUGAAAAAACAAUUCAAAUCAACUCAAGCGGCAGAGACAGCGAGUUCGUUGAAACCUCCUCCAUACAUCAAGAUCAAAGUCAGCAAACCGGUGGGUAAUGUCAAGUUAAUGGAAUUGAAUUUGAGCAACACCACAGCAUGCGAGUGUGAUCCCGCUCAACCCAAUCCUUGUGGACCUGAUAGCAAUUGCCUAAAUAGGUUACUGUGGACCGAAUGCAAUCCAGAAGUAUGUCCGGCAGGGGAACUGUGCAACAAUCAGUCGUUCGAAAAACGCGAAUAUCCCCUUUUGGUUCCGUACAAAACGGAAGCGAGAGGAUGGGGUUUGAAAACGUUGGAGUCGAUCAAAAAAGGUACGUUCGUUAUCGAAUACGUCGGAGAGUUGAUCGACGACGAGGAGUACCAAAGGAGAGUUACGAAAAUGCACGCGCAGAAAGAAGAAAAUUACUAUUUCCUCACCAUACAUACAAACAGGAUGAUCGAUGCCGGACCGAAAGGCAACGUUGCCAGAUUCAUGAACCAUUGCUGCCAGCCCAACUGCGAAACGCAAAAAUGGACGGUCAACGGCGAGACGCGCGUCGGCUUGUUCGCUACCGAAGACAUCGCCGCCGACGCGGAACUGACGUUCAACUACAAUUUGGAGUGCACCGGCACGGAGAAGAAGGUGUGCAAGUGCGGCGCGCCCAAUUGUAGCGGGUUCAUCGGCGUCAAAGCCAAACAAGAAUCAACGGAACCCAAGAAGCCAAAGAAAUUAAAAAAAAAGGAACCCGUUAAGGUGAUCGUUUUGCCGCCAUGUUUCAUAUGCCAAAAGAAAGGGAACGUGGGUCUUUGUAACAAUAAAAUUUGCAACAAAGCCUAUCAUUUACGUUGUUUGAAAUUGGAUGAAUGGCCGGAAGGUAAAAAAUACGUAUGUCCGUGGCACUAUUGUAACGUAUGCUCUAAAAGGACGAUCAGAUGCUGCGUAAAAUGCUUAAAUUCCUUCUGUCCCUCCCAUUCUGAAGGAAACGUUCGUUAUGAUAAUCUAAUGGGAUUCGUUUGCAAUAUUCACGAACCUGCCAAGCGGAAUACUAUCUCUUCCAUGAGGAAAAAACGAUCCACCGUAACAUCCGAAGAAGCUGUCGUGACCUCGACGACCAACGAUGUCGAAGAUGACGACGGUCCUCUCGUAUUUAAACGGAAAAAUAAAAAAAGCAAAAAAAUUUCUUCAGGCGAUAGCAGCAACGUCGAUACUGUCAUCGACGGAAAUUCUAUCUCGAUCGGGCAAUCUGAAACCGAAUCGCAAGACGAAACCGUUUCUAGCGCCACGGCCUCGGACUUCGAGGACGAGUUGCAGCCGAAGAGGAAGCGAAAAGCGAGAAGAAAAAUGAGAUAUAACAGAAUUAGAAUAAAAAAAAGAAGAAGAAAUGUACAUCAAAUGAACACUGCCAAUUCUAAUAAUGAUAGUUUAUAUAGUUCUAGUAAUUCUAGGUAGAUUCUAAAUGGUAUUUAGCAUUGUAAUUUUUUUGAAAAUAUUAAUUUUAGUUGAUUUUUUUUUAGAAGUGACUUUAUUCCGAAUUGAUUUAUAUUAUUAUUUUUUAAUGUGUCUGUAGAAUGUUUAUAUGAAUAUGAAUACGUGUAAACUGUC
Psylliodes chrysocephalus is the source of this 11847-nucleotide messenger RNA. The record is from the annotation of a GenBank genome assembly. NCBI's taxonomy places the organism in Eukaryota, Metazoa, Arthropoda, Insecta, Coleoptera, Chrysomelidae.